Molecule: messenger RNA, 8959 nt
Organism: Mirounga angustirostris (Northern elephant seal)
Lineage: Eukaryota; Metazoa; Chordata; Mammalia; Carnivora; Phocidae
Gene: SNAPC5
Product: small nuclear RNA activating complex polypeptide 5
Exons: 3
Coding region: 1283-1585 (100 amino acids)
Biological process (GO): transcription initiation at RNA polymerase III promoter; transcription by RNA polymerase II
Cellular component (GO): nucleus
Source: RefSeq, a predicted model, not a curated record
UCCAGAUAUAAAAUCCAAUUUGUAGUAACAAUGUUUUUGAGAAGCAAGUGGUUAAGACUUCUCAAAUGUGCAGAAACUGUUAGAAGAUUUAGCACUCCUCGGGGUACCUGGGUGCCUCAAUCUGUUGAGCACCCACUUUUGGUUUUGGGUCAGGUCAAGAGCUCAUGGAUGGGUCAUGGGAUCAAGCCCUGUGUUGGUCUCCAAGUUAAGUGGGGAGUCCGCUUGGGAUUCUCUCCCUCUUCCCUCAACAUGCUCGCUCACUCAAAUCUUUUUUAAAAAGAAUUCACUCCCGCAAAACAAAAAAUAUGCCUUGGAAAAUAGGUAAAAUUACAUGAGGGUUUUUUUUCUCAGGGCAGGAUAUAUUUUGAGGCACUGCAAAAAGAAAUUGAUGGUUCCUAUUACAACCUGCUGUGAUAGAGUACAGUUACUAGGGGAAAUGCUACCCUCAGUAUUUUGACCCAUAGUAUGAAAGUCUCAGAAGCAUUUUUCAGAACUACUUGGGUUUGCAGUUUUGGUAAAGGGAUAUGUUGACAAGUAUACCGCAGAGAAGUGUAUCCAAAAGGACAUGGAUUUUUUUCCCUACCCUGUUUUGUCAGCAUGUCUUAACCAUCUUAAGGGUUGACCUUUCCUGACCUAUGUUUGUCUCUUGUCAGGGUCUUGUUUUGCAUCUGGUUUGUUUCCUUCGGUAACCUUAAAGUACACAUCCAGGUGAUGUAUCCUCUGGUUUGCAGAUACAAAGAUCUCUGUCCCUUAGCAUUUAAAGGCUCCACAUCCCAUUUGAAUUUGUUAACCACCGCUUUAAUCGUCUUGCUUUAAUUUGCGCAGCCUCCUGGGAACCACUUUCACGUGGCCAGGAAUCCUUGCCCGCAAAAAUCAACAGGGCUCGUGCGUCUCUACCCUCAGAUGCGUUUGCAGGUUUUAAGGAGUUUAAAACAACUUUCAGUUGCAAAAAACUUCAAGCUCGAUGCUGGGAGUACUGCUCAAAAGCAUUUGAAACUGGGUACUUGGCCAUUUUUAUCUCCCGAGUUCUUUAUGGCUCCACAUCCUGUGCUUUAGGAUUCCCGAUGAUUACUGAACUUAAGUUUUUUGGUUAAAAACCCGGGGUUGUGCUGGGCAGAGCGGGUCGAACGUGAAGCAGCCAGCGAGGGUGCGGGCGCCGGCAGGAAGCGCUUUGGCCCACGUGGCGCUAGCCCCGCCCAGCCCGCGGCUUGGUUUCCGGGAACGCGGGGGUCGUGACGUCAUUACCGAGCGCCGGGCCGGGCGGCGGGCGGGACGAGGCGCCAUGCUGAGCCGGCUUCAGGAGCUGCGCAAGGAGGAGGAGACGCUGCUCCGGUUGAAGGCGGCCCUGCACGACCAGCUGAACCGGCUCAAGGUUGAAGAACUAGCCCUCCAAUCAAUGAUUAGUUCUAGGAGAGGGGAUGAGACGCUAUCUUCUCAACCUGCACCUGAACAGUCACAUGAUCAGAUGUUGGUGCAUGUAGACAAUGAAGCAUCAAUCAACCAAACUGCACUGGAGUUGAGCACAAGGAGCCAUGUGCCCGAAGAAGAGGAGGAGGAGGAGGAGGAGGAAGAAUCAGAUUCCUGAAGCAGGGUAGAGAAGAGCCAAGCUUAGUUACAGGAAUUGAGUUUCUACAUCUCAGGAACUUUUGUCUCUUCAAAAAAAUGGUCUUUCCAUAGGCCUUCUGGCCUGCUUUCCAAGGAAGAACUUUAGGAUGUGUAGUUGUGAAAAGGGUCCCAUCAAGAACUCAAGUUUCAGAACGCUUUAACAAAAAUUAGCGACAUAUGGAAAAGCAGAGUCUUAGCAUUGAGCAGUACGGGUGGUGCCGUGACUGUAUUAGUGAUUAUGCUCCAAACAGAGUUUCCUCUACAAUGCUAUUGAGAAAGUCUGCCAUUCGCACAAAGGGCGGAGUUUAAAUACAAGUCAGCCUUUCCAGUCAACAUUGCCUCUUCAGAAAACCAAUUAAAGGCUGUCUGCAUGCCAUCGAGCCAUUGUGAGCAGAGCAAGGCCACGGUCUAGGAGAGAAAGAUGACAAGUGAGGAGCACAGAGCGCCACUUGAGAGCACAAGCUGCCGCCACCCCUCGGUGGGGCAGGUAGGACUGCUGUGCUGUGGAGGGCUUUGUGGGGCUGCCAUCGUACGUAGGUUGAGACAUCACGGUGGUAAAAUGUGCUUAGAAAUAAAGUACACAUAAAGAGCUGUCAUGCAGCUUCCUGGUUUCCAGAUAAGAACAGAGAAAAGGAUUAGUUCCUCCCCUGGGGCAAAAAAUACAGCAGGAUGGUUUAAAACCCAUUUCUGGACUUAGAGAGGAAAUGUGCCAUUAAAUCACUGUGCCUGGAAGACUGGGGUUUUGUAAUAAUGACAGUUACAGAAUAACAGUUGUUAAAACUUAGUACUUGCAGUUUAGAUUCACUUAUGCAUACUGUUCCUCUUCCAGUGAAUAUACAGUUAAGUAGUUGCUUAAUUUUAUAAAAUUUGCCCUGCCCAAGCAACAGAAAAGCCAAACAGAACAGAGAAUCUCCUCAAGCAAACCUUCUUCUGUAACUGUUCCAGAAAAGAACAUGAAUGUAUUUAUUAAUCAACAUUUCAUUAAAGUUAUUUUGAGCUACUCUUAAGGAAAUAGAAGUUUAAAUGAGCAUGUUUCUUGGAAAAUACCGUGUGAAAACUUUUGCUAUGAAAAGCAGUCAAGCUGUACACUUGGGGUUUUAUUUAAAAUAGGAGCAUGGGUUUUUGAGAGCUAGAAAAGUUGGCUGUGAAUUCUAGCUCUACUACUAACUGGUUGCUGGCCUUCUUAACUCUUUGCAGCUCUCAGAGUCCAGUGGUCAAAGGUAUGCUUACCUGAGCCAGCACUUUCACAGGCGGUUGUGGUGUGCUUAACGAGGUAUCAUGUAAAACCACAGCUGUUGUUGGUGUCUCAGCAAGAGGGAGUCUAAGGAAGGGAUUUGACAUAGGGAACUCAAAACAGCCAGACUGAGGCAGGUAACCUCAUUCUUGGUAAAAAUUAGCAGGAAAAAAACCUUUUUGACUCUCAAAAUGUAACACACUUUUGUAUGUAAACAGAGAAUUUAAAAUACCCCUCAAAAGACACUGAACAUGAAAGCAUUCAGAUCCAGGUAUUAGACUCUAGGUGACACCUUCCUCCCUAGUUGCAGUUUGCACAUUUUAAGGAGACCUCGGUUCGUAUCCUGUCCUAGCCCUUAGCAAAAGACACAGGGUGUGAGUCUUAAACCUUGGUCUGAAUGGAUCUUGUUUAGGUUAGACUGUUGACUUAGAACAGAUGUUAGCCUCACAGCGAGAGAAAAUGGACUGGCUGAGGCAGCGAUAUAUAUACGACUGAGCAGUUUUUAAAAUCCUGCCUGUAUUCCAAGCUCUGGUAGGUCCAGAAUGGAACUACCAACUCAGGAGAUUUACCCAGGUCCUGCUUUUAGUUUGAAAACAAAAUAGGCCUUUUGUUUUUAAAGACGUGUUUAUUUUGGUUUUCUGUAAGCUGCCUCUGGAAGAAAAUGCUGGAAGAGGUGCCAACCAGGCAGCAUCACGUGUACCUCAAGUUCCGAAAGUCACUUGGGCAGAAAAGGCAUCCGUGGUCAGUUGGGACAUGGCUUUGUUUUUUUAUUUUUUUUUCUUUUUUAAAGAUUUUAUUUAUUUGAGAGAGAGAAUGAGAUAGAGAGCAUGAGAGGGGGGAGGGUCAGAGAGAGAAGCAGACUCCCUGCUGAGCAGGUAGCCCGACGUGGGACUCGAUCCCGGGACUCCAGGAUCAUGACCUGAGCCGAAGGCAGUCGCUUAACCAACUGAGCCACCCAGGCGCCCCAUGGCUUUGUUUUCUGUGACUUCACUGCUACCUCACAGGCAGGACAAAGCCAGCACCAGGUCCAUUCCUCUCCAGGAAAAUGGAAAAAAGUCACUGGUGAAAGCGGGGGGACAGUUGCUCAGUGGAGCAAAGCAGCAUGGGACUGGGUGUCCUUGGCGGAGGCUCCCACACCAGUCGGGCUGGCCAAGAGCGGAAUGCUCCUGGGAGCACGCCAGUGACACCCCAACCCCACCUUGCCUACUGCUUUUCCCUGUGUAGAAAUGGCAGGAAGAGAGGGAAUCUAGUCACAGGGCCACAGGAAAGGUAGCUGGAAGAUUCACACGUAAGUGGAGAGAAGCGUUGGACAAAGUCCAAAACUUGGAAUCACGGAUCCAUUAAAGCCCAGGGCACCGAACUUGUCUUCACUAUGGCAUAUCUGCCUUCCAGCCUCCUUCCCGUCUCCACCUGUGCCCUCACAAGAAGGCUUGGCUAAAUCAUUGGACUUUCUUGUGUAUGUGUACCCGAGACACUGAAAAUCCUUCCCCAAAAGGAGACCUAUUUUUCCAUCCUUUUAACUUGAUAGUAUAUUUAUUAGAAUAAGAGAUUAGAUUUGUUAAACAUCUGGACUGAAAUGGUUAAAAGGAUUUUCAUACAAUUUUUAGGCACUAUACACACUUGUUUACAAUCAGUACUUGGAUUUGGGGAAAGAGAAAUCUCAUACAUUUUAAUGCCUUGAUCCAUUUGUAACAUUCAAAGUAACCACCAUAUUAGAAACACUAAUUCAAACUUGAGACAUAAACCACUAAAUAUCCCACAUAAUAUAUUUAAAAAUAAAUAUAGAAAUACAACCAGAAGUCUAUAAAUCAUCACAGCAGACAGACUGGUGAAGCCCCAGCUAUCAUGGCAGUGAAGGGCUCUGGCUAGAUUUUGAUAGAAAUUGCUUCAUUCUACACCAAAAGCAAAAAUAUAAUAAAAUGAUACAUACUUUCUGAUGUUCUUUAUCGUAGCAGCAAAGCAUGCUUCACAUGCACUGCCUGUGAAGGAUCUUACGAGGCCCCUUCCUACUCAAAUAGAAGGUAUGCCUGGCAAGAAUGCAGUACCACCAAGUGUCAGAGAAUCCCGAAAAUACAGGCAGCUAGCCAGUCACGGCGAGGGAAGAGCAGUGCAAUUUUCAGUAAGUAAGAAUGACUACCCAGGGUCACCAAAGUUUCACUGUAAUUCAACGUUGUGCGUGUGUUGAUCGACAUACACAAAAAUAGCCCCAAGCACAAAGCCAAUCCACUUAGGGAGAGAACAGGAAGAAUAGAGACAGUAAUAUUAAAAAUGACACAAGUAGAAUUUUGGCACAUGCUGUGUUCUUCAUCCUUUGUCAUAGGUGAGAUGCACGUCUGAACAGACAGGCGUGGGCAAGAGGCCCGGAAGCGACAUGGCACACCACUGGGCAGGCGACUCACUCUUCGCCGCUUCCCACGUCCUUAGACGCCGGCUGCGUGGGUCGGUGUGCUGGGCUGGUUAAGGCCAAUGGUGGAGCAGAGCCAACCUGCAAAAUCCACUUCCUCCCCGUCCGAUCUCUUGAUAAAGGCAUGAACCUGUGUGCAGGGAAACAGAGUAAGUGGUGGUAAAAAACCGAAAGGAGAGGUCGAGAGUCCUGGGUCUCGAGCUUCUCUUGGAAGGAGCUCCCGGAGCCCGUCCUGGGCCAGCAGCUGCCACAGAGCCUGCUCUGCUCGUCUCAUCAGCUGAGGCCACAGCCCCCACGCACCGCCCUGAGCCUGCGCUCCUCCCCUGGGGCCUGGGCACGGGAGCUCUGCCCUCCGCUCGGCCCUUACACUGCCCGGCAGCCGAGGCGGAGUAGGGAAUGGGCUCAGGGAGUACCGGGCAGGCAGACUGACAGAGGACAAAUGAAUAAACAGGACGUGUACAAAUUGGAAAUCAAUGGACUUACCAUGAGUUGCUUCAGAUCUGCUCUCUCUGCUGGGUUUUUUAUUAAGCUGAAAGAAAAAGAUAAUGUGAGAGAGCCUGCCUGGGGCUGGUUUGCCCUCCAAUUACUUGCACUUACGUGCCUGCCCCCCCACCGCCCGCAGGUUCUGAGGAGUGCUUGAGCCUUCUCGACCUUCCUGUCCUGGCAGAGCGGCCCGCCCGCAGGUGAACAAAUGCCUGCGGAAUCAAACGAAGACCAAAAGGCACCAUGCCAAGCCCGGCAGAGAGGUGCCGAAAGCCGCAGCUUCACCCGCUGCCAUAGUCCGACCAGUCCCCGAAGCCGUGGCACUCUGGGAGUGCAAGGAGAAGGGCAGAGCUCUGCUCCCCAAGACUGGGCGGGGAGGCUGACAAAAGCAGCGUACUCUCCAGAGGGCAAGGAGCGGACUUACCACUUAUUCACAAAAUCUUGAAAUUCCAGACUGAAUACUCCACUGGGCAGUUUCGGAGGAGGCUGCAAAUACAUGUCAGGACCUAAGAAAGGCGUGCUUCCUUCUCCACCCGUAUUCCCCACAGACCUGCCCCCCUGCAGACCUCGGCGCGGCGCUGCCCUUACGCAGCCACGGGGAGGCAGGCCCGGGAGGCCAGGCGGAAGCUCUGGUCUCACGACGCACACUCAGAACUGGGGCCCAGUUGGCGUCUGCCACUCACUGGCCUAGUGACGAAACAAACCACUGUUUCUCUGCGAACCUUAGUUUAUUGUUCUCCGAGCUGCGGAGGGCCUCGUGACAGUCCCAACUGUAAACCUCGGGGUGUGGCGUGGACACACCCCCACCAACUCCCAGCGGCCGCAGCGCGGGGCUGUGCGGACCCCCACGUGUGCACGUCACAGAAGCUACCUAAAUGGUAACAAAUGUCUAGCCCUUUUCCGAGCCCUGAAGAAGUGGAGCAAGGUUAAUAGUAAAACAUUGGCUGACAGAAGACUGAGUCUGGAAGGAAUGUUCCCUGCACCCUCCCUCAAGGAAUGCGGCCGUGCGCAGGCAUCGGCGUGAGGACACGGGCAACAGCUCUGUUUUCCCAGGGUCCGCGGUGGCGGUCACGCGGGGUGAUACGGGACAGGGCCCUGGGGCGCCUGGCGCACGCACUCCACCCUCACGUGACCUGUGCUGGCUCUGAGUGCAGCUCCUCGUGAGCGGACUCCCAGGCCGUGCCCGGCCAGAUCAGCAGGCCAUCUGAGACCGGAAAUUAAGCCACCGACGCCACCUAAAAGGCCUGCCUCCCCCUCUCGCCCGGAAGGCCUUACCAGAACAGCAGGUCAGUGAGCCUGAUCUGAGUCAGGGACUAAAACCCAGCUCUGAGGGCACCCUGCAGACUGUCGCUGCUGCUGAGGGGGAAAAAGGGAACGCUCAAGGGAGAGAUGGACAGCUUGGCCUCCCGAGGCCAGGCCAGUCCUGAGCAGGAUGGGGGGCAAAGCAGGGGCCGUGAGGCGCCUGCACCUGCUGCCACACAGCCCAGCGGCCUGGAAGGCGUGGGUGGUAAAGGAAGAGCACUAGGUGGGAAGGACCUGAGCUUUUCUUCCUGGCGCCCAAAGCUUCCUCACCUGUACGAAGAGGAUAAUGAAGCCAGCUGGCCCCCCAGAGGCAAGCAGGGCACACCCGGGGACUGGCAGCGGCUUAUUUAGCCCAGGCCGUCUCCCCCCUUGAUGUGGCCCCCCCAGCUCAGGUCCCAGCAGUAGAGGGUGGCCUUCUUGACCACCACAGACGCAAGGCACUCUGCCUCGUUGAAUCCUUAAACAGCUGAGAUCACAUCUGACUUCUGUUCCAUGUCCCAUGGUGCUUAGCAUAAAGCUGGACAGCAAGGAGAGGUCAAUUAACCACCCUGGCCAGUGAUGUAUUAACUGCUGGGGUGAAGCAGGAUUUUCCCUGUUGAGUUUGUAAGGGACAAGGGGACCCUUUUGAGGUCUGGUUUUAGAGCGCAGUAGAAAGUAUGAAAAGUCAUUCCUCUUGUCUCUUGAAGAAGAGCACAGGGCUAUGCUUUUGCUGUGUACCCCAGCGGCCUCCCCAACCUCACGGAGCUGGUUCUCACGCACUACCCGGGCUGCCCCUGAGCCGGGCGUGCUGGCCCUGCCACCUAACAUCCCGUCCCGAAGCCCUGCUCUAGCCCUGUCCCACCCUCUGCACCACCGCUUCCCGCCCCCUCUAACCCAGGUUGGAAGACUGCUGGUCGGUCUCUUGUGUCCUCGAUCUUCUUUUAAUUUAAACACAAAAUAAUGUGUGUUCUCUGCAUUAAAGUCAGCCAGCAGCAAUAAGCCAAAAGAAACUUCCAUCACCCCAAGAGAAUCAGUUUCAUACUACUUUCCAGACUUCAUAUGCACAAACAUGCACAGAAUUUUUUUCGUAUUUUUAAAGAACUGAUCACCAUAUACGUAGUGCUUUGUAGUGUUUGUCACACAAUCUGUAGUGAAUAUUUUCCAUACUAUUUCUACACUGUCAUUUUUUUACAUCUACUGGUUUUUAAUGGCACUUACCAGAGAAGACCCUAUCCUACGGGUAUGUAUGUAUUUGUCUUGCCUCCCACAUGAAGCUAACAGUCUUCACGACUAGGGACUUCUGUUUUUCCAUCUGUGGACCGCACCUCAUUCCUACCAUCACCCUGCAGUGUGCAUGCAGCCCACAGUAAGCGCCCAAGAAAUGCCUGGUGAAUGAAGCAGUAAGAAUGGAAUGAGCACUCGAGGCUCCUGACUCUGAGAAAGGGAGAGAAACUCAGAGCUACCCAAAGAUGUUCCCUGGGGAAGGGACACCUGUAACCUCUAAACCAGCCACUCCAUUCCAAGAGCAUGAUGCCCUACAAGAAUCCCCUUGGGGCCCAAAAAGCCUCACUGUGCAAACAACUCACAGGUAUCCCAAUCAAAUACACUGUUCUCUUAAUAGAAGCAAAUACCAAAGUCAAAGAAGCCAUGCGGUACUUACCUCGUUGACUAUGUAAUCCAACAACUCAAAAAUUGCCAUGGGAGGUCGGCUGUCCAUUCCAUAAGCUACAGAUUUUAUAACAAAAAAGAAAACACUUCUCAGAAAAACAGGAAGUUAUUUGCCACUGUGAGGCUAGGGACUGGGAGUAAGGGUCCUGGGGACCAGAACAGGGUUGUGGAUGAUAAGCAGAGACACAGAGCCACAGAUAAGGCUGAACACACAGGGGAGCAGCAAAGGCCAGAGAGCUGGCCAGCCAGGGUAGGAGUCUGGGCUCUACCACCUCCAAGGUUUG